CGGUAUUUGUGUGGGUGUUGGUAAUGAAGUUGUUUCUGAUUCUUAAAGUUACUUUCCUCCUCCUGUCCUUAGCUGGACUUUACAAGGUGUACAAGAGAUGGAAAUUGAGACAAUCUCUCUCUUCUCUGAGUGGGAAAGUUGUACUAAUCACAGGUGCCAGCAGUGGACUGGGAGAAGCACUUGCUUUCUUACUCCAUUCUGUUGGUGCUAAACUGAUUCUUGCUGGACGUAAUGUACACAAACUGAAACAAAUUCAAUUCACUUUAGACACGGACACGCACACUCAAGUUAAAGGUUUAAUCAAGAAAUACUCCCCAGCCAUUUUGGAAAUAGAUUUAACUGAGAGUCACGCAUUGUCAGGUCAUGGACAGAAUGCAAUUAAAAUAUUUGGAAGGAUAGAUAUACUAGUUAACAAUGCAGGAGUUAGUUCCAGGGGUAGUGUCAUUGAUACUGACAUCAGAGUAGACAGAACUAUCAUGGAAACUAAUUAUUUUGGAUCAAUACAGUUAACUAAAAUGUUGCUGCCAUACAUGUUGGAAGAAGGAGGCGGUCACAUAGUAGUCAUUAGCAGUUUACAAGGAAAACUUGGACUACCUUAUAGAUCUUCAUACUCUGCAUCAAAGCAUGCAUUACACGGAUAUUAUGAUUCCUUGAGAGCUGAGCUAUCUCCAAGAGGUAUAAGUGUCACAAUACUUUGUUUUGGGUACAUUAAUACAAGACUGUCUGUAAAUGCACUCACUGCUGAUGGCACAUCUCAUGGUGUUUUAGAUGCAACAACUAGUAAUGGAUUGUCAGCAGAGAGAGCUGCUCAGUGUGUGCUGGAAGCAAUCGCUCUAAAGGAAAGAGAGAGGAUUGUUGCUUCUCCAAUACAUCAUGUAGCUGUUUAUUUAAAGCUACUCUCUCCUUCCCUCCUCGAUUGGGCUCUCAGAAAGAGAUCAAAAUCUAACUAGCCCCUAAUUAUCAUUAUUAUUAUUAAUGAAAUAAAUGUGUCCUAAUUGCAUGGUGUAAAGAAUAUUAAUUAGUAUAUUA
Molecule: messenger RNA, 1029 nt
Organism: Amphimedon queenslandica
Lineage: Eukaryota; Metazoa; Porifera; Demospongiae; Haplosclerida; Niphatidae
Product: dehydrogenase/reductase SDR family member 7B-like
Exons: 7
Coding region: 24-950 (308 amino acids)
Cellular component (GO): membrane
Molecular function (GO): oxidoreductase activity
Source: RefSeq, a predicted model, not a curated record